Molecule: messenger RNA, 277 nt
Organism: Racocetra persica
Lineage: Eukaryota; Fungi; Glomeromycota; Glomeromycetes; Diversisporales; Gigasporaceae
Source: the annotation of a GenBank genome assembly
CUUAAGAAGUAGAAAGUCCCCAAAAACUGAAGAGAAAGAGGAAUCGAAAGAAAAAGCAAUGAGUAUAGAAAUACCUGAUAAGCAAGAGAUAAAGGAUAUCUCUUAUAGCACAGAUGACAAAAUAGAAGACACUCAAAAAGAAGCUGAACAAGCAACCACUUUUUCAGAAGCAGAACUUACAACAAGAGAUGAGCUUGCACUAGAUGCCUAUUUUUUAAAGAUAAUAAUAAAGAAUAUAAUCCCCCUUAAGAAAAUAUAUCGUCAGCAAUUCAAAUAG